Molecule: messenger RNA, 1491 nt
Organism: Symbiodinium natans
Lineage: Eukaryota; Dinophyceae; Suessiales; Symbiodiniaceae
Source: the annotation of a GenBank genome assembly
AUGGGCUUCGACUGUAUCUGGAUCACGCCUCCAUUCGACUCAAAUGGAUACAUGGGCUACGAUGCCAUAAACCUCUUUGAGAUCAAUCCUCACUUCGGCACCAAAGCGGACCUGAAGAAGCUCUCACAGAGCUUACACAAUAGGGGCAUGUGCCUGGUGAUGGACAUCGUACUGAACCACAUGCGCUCGUUGAAGGUGAAUGGCAAGUUGAAUAUGUCGUCCAUCGUGCCUUUCGACAAGCCCGAGUACUACCACCAGCGUGAUCGGCGUCCAGAUCAAUCCUUUGAGGACUAUCUGCUGAGUGGACCCCCACCAGCUUUCGAUGGAUCGAUGGACAGUCGCAACCUGGAGAAGCUCGUCAAGAAGAAACAGGUGUCCUGCGGCACAGAGCAUCCCGAGCAGACCGAGUGUUCGUGCUUCCCGGGAAACAUGGGCCAAAGCUGUCCAUCCUACAACGCUCAGCAGCAGGUCGAAGGAUGGUUCGGCUCCCUCGGGGACCUCAACCACAGCCAUCCCUAUGUGCGCGAGCAGAUGCUCGACUGGGUCACCGGCCUUGUGACAGACUACGACGUGGAUGCUUUCCGCCUAGACACGGCCAUCUAUGUGGAUCCAGGCUUUGUCAGCGAGGUGCAGCAGGUCGUGGGCGUGGAGAUCCUUGGUGAGGCCACGGUGAACAAUCUGACCUACCAGGCAAACCUGAUGCGAGACGCCCAGGGCGAGCGCAUUUUGACGGGGCUUUUGAACUUCCCGCCCUUCUACCAGGUGCCGACAGCCUUUUGCGGCUACAUCCUGGAUGCAGAGUUUGCCAAGUAUAAUACACAGGGCAGCUGGCGCAGCCAAGCAGACAUGACAGGAUUGGCCCAGGUGAUGAUGGCUCAAUUGUCCUCCGGCCGAUACGAGUCGCUGGAUUUGAUGGGGAACUUCGCGGACAACCAUGAUGAAUUUGCCCGCGUCGAGCACUACUGCAAGUCCGACAAGGUGCGCAUCAAGAAUGCGCUCACAUGGGUGAUGAUGGCACAGGGCAUCCCGAUAGUCUACUAUGGCACGGAGCAGGGUCUGUCGGGGCACCAACACCAGGGGCCCACAAACCCUGGCCAGGACGCAUUGCGCGAGUCUUUGUGGCAGACUCGCUUCCGCACUGACGCGUGGCAGUACAGGUUCCUUGCCGUGCUCAACCGUGCACGAAAGGACAACAGCAUCGGUGCGGGUGCAUCCGAGAUCAAGUUCUUCUCUUCCGAGUCAUUGAUUUUCACCCGUGCCAGCCAUGGUGGCACGCGAGAGGCGUGGGUCUUUUUGAACAACGCCAACAGCAGCGCCACCUCCAACUUCAGAUACUGCCCCGGACCGUUGCCGGGAAUCGACGGCCAGGCGUGGUUCGAUGCGAUUUCAGGCAAUCGAAUGGAUCAGCGGCUGUCGAAGGGAUGCUUCCUGGCGCCCGACGCAGAGCCCAAAGUGCUCGUGUUGCAGCUGGAGAAUGUGAUCAUCGAGUGA